This is a messenger RNA of Rhincodon typus (whale shark), 2174 nucleotides long. RefSeq names its product zinc finger protein 135-like. Gene Ontology annotation, molecular function: RNA polymerase II cis-regulatory region sequence-specific DNA binding; DNA-binding transcription factor activity, RNA polymerase II-specific. Gene Ontology annotation, cellular component: transcription regulator complex; PcG protein complex. NCBI's taxonomy places the organism in Eukaryota, Metazoa, Chordata, Chondrichthyes, Orectolobiformes, Rhincodontidae. Gene Ontology annotation, biological process: regulation of transcription by RNA polymerase II. The record is from RefSeq and is a predicted model, not a curated record. Bases 439 to 1581 code for a protein of 380 amino acids. The transcript has 3 exons.
UUGUCGCGUGUGAGUGAGUGCAAAUGUUUGAGAUCGUAAAUGUGGGAACACAGUAGAGACCCGGAGAAAAAUGGAACUAGCCUGGACUGGGAUGUUUCAUAAACACCCGGUGUAAGCUUCUAUAUCCGAAUUAGAAACUCCAGAUCUUGCGUUGGCAGCAAAUGGGAAAAAAAAUCGGCUGCGGGUCUCCGGAGAUUUCUGCCCUGGACUGCAUGUGAUUUUUCUUUCGUGAAUUCGUUUUACAGGAUAUCAAUUGAAUGUAACUAGCAGAGUGGAAUCUCAAAACAUGUUCUGACAGUCAGCGGAGUCAUCACCAUCUGAAUAUCGUUGGCAUUUAAUUGCGGAAGGAUCUUGAACAUUGAAAGAAAAAGCACCAUUCACACUCGGGUGAAACACAUAUCAUCUGUGAAUGGGAGAGACUGUGAAGGUUCAUCUGCAAUGUCCAAACACCAGCGCAGUCACACUAGGGAGAGACUAUGGAAAUGUGAGAAUUGCGGGAAGGGAUUUCUUUACCCAUCCCAGCUGGAAAUGCACCAACGCAGUCACACUGGGGAGAAGCCGUUCGCCUGCUCUGAUUGUGGGAUGGGAUUCACUCAGUCAUCCAGCCUGCGGAUCCACCAGCGAGUUCACACUGGAGAAAGACCAUUCACCUGCUCCCUGUGUGGGAAGGGAUUCAGUCAGUCAUCUAGCCUGCGAAUACACCAACGCAGUCACACUGGGGAGAAACCAUUCACUUGCUCCACUUGUGGGAAGGGAUUCACUUCAUCAUCCAGCCUGCGGAAACACCUGCGAGUUUGCACUGGAGAGAGACCAUUCACCUGUUCUGAAUGUGGGAAAGGAUUCACUCGCUCAACGAUACUGCUAGAGCACCAACACGUUCACUCUGUAGAGAGACCAUUCACUUGCUCUGUUUGUGGGAAAGCGUUCGCUCAGUCAUCCAAACUGCUGGAACACCAGCAAAUUCACAGGAGAGAGAAACCAUUCACCUGCUCUGAUUGUGGGAAAGAAUUCACUCGUUCAUCCAGCCAGGAGAUACACCAGCCAGUUCACACUGGAGAGAGACCAUUCACUUGCUCUGUUUGUGGAAAGGGAUUCACUCGGUCAUCCCAUGUGCUGAGACAUCAGAAUGUUCACACUGGGGAGAGAGCAUUCACCUGCGCCAUAUGUGGGAAAGGAUUCACUCAGUCAUCCCAUCUGCUGGUACAUCAGCGAGUACACACUGAAGAGAAACCGUUCAACUGCUCCCAAUGUGGGAAGCGAUUCACUCAGUUAUCCAGCCUGCAGAUACACCAGCGAGUUCACACUGGGGAGAGACCAUUCACCUGCUCCCUGUGUGGGAAAGGAUUCAGUCAGUCAUCCAACCUGCUAAAACACCAGCGGGUUCACACUGGAGAGAGACCAUUCACCUGUUCUGAAUGUGGAAAAGGAUUCAUUUGCUCAUCUGAAUUACUGGAACACCAGCGUGUUCAUACUGGAGAGAAACCAUUCACCUGCUCUGAUUGUGGGAAGGGAUUUACCAAGUCAUCCAACCUGCGAAGACACCAGCAAGUUCACACUGGGGGGAGACGUUCACUCAGUUGACUCCCCUGCUGAUACACCAGCCUAUUUACUCCACGGACAGACCAUUCACUUCUCCUUUUGUGUGAAGGGAUUCACUCUGUCACCCAAACUGUUACCACACCAGUGAAAUGACAGAGUUGAUUCCUUUUAACCAGCUGUUUUAGUGUAAAAGACUUUUUGCUGUCUGUUAACACACCAGCAAAUUCACAAAGAACCACAAAUGAAGGAUUUUGCCCUUACUCACACCAAAGAAUUAAUUGUGCUCAUUGGGCUGUUUUGUAUUGAUAUUAUCAAACCCUGCUCUAUUAAACGUGCUGAUUAUGGUAGAUAGUGUUGAUGCAAUUGUGUAUCUGUAAGAUUGUGAUUAUUUUCAAAACCUAUGUGGCUGUAUAUCAAUGCAUUUACACUGCAUAAAGAUUGUCCACCUGCAUGUUGUUUGGAAAUGAUUUUGUGGCUCAUCAAGAUUGGUUAAACAAUAAUGAGUUCCCUAGUAACUGUCGGUGUUGGAUUUUUAUGCUAUUAUUAUCUAUAUCCAAACUCUGUUUUCUGGACCUAUUUCUGAUGUUUGUAAACACCACAAAUUCAGUUACCUAUUUGGGAUAAAAAUAAUAUAA